This is a messenger RNA of Pristis pectinata (smalltooth sawfish), 1172 nucleotides long. RefSeq lists its product as uncharacterized. Bases 26 to 943 code for a protein of 305 amino acids. Gene Ontology annotation, cellular component: kinetochore. The record is from RefSeq and is a predicted model, not a curated record. Gene Ontology annotation, biological process: homologous chromosome segregation; female meiosis chromosome segregation; meiotic sister chromatid cohesion, centromeric. Lineage: Eukaryota; Metazoa; Chordata; Chondrichthyes; Rhinopristiformes; Pristidae. The transcript is spliced from 11 exons.
UAAAGCCAAGUCAAACUGGAAAGGCAUGCAAGCAAAUACACAGACAAACCUGUGUUUCUCCCCAACUCAUGAUGGUAGAAAGAGAAAUCCAAAAUCCAGCUCAAAAUUAAAGGAAUUGUCAUUGAUUUGUGAAGAAGAUUCUGAAUUAUCUGCAACUGAUAAACCAGUUCCUGGUGGUCAAAGGCAUUUAUCACAAUUUAAAAAAAUUGCACAACAAAAAAAUUUAAAGGAAAAGAGAGGAAUUGAGCCUUUUUGGAACAGAAGUCCUAGUCUUCAAAGGUGGAAGAAAUUUACCCAAAGUAGUUCCAGACAUGCAACAUGUUCUGAACCCACAGAAAUUAGUUCGGAAUUUUCCUUACCAUCUGAAGCUUUCCCCUCCCCUUUGCCUUCAGUAGAUUCAGAUCUGCUUGUCGACUCAUCUUCAUUCGCAAGAACGGAUAGUUGUUCUUCUAUAGAAUUAUUCCGAGAGGCAGAGGACCAUACUUCUCCUGUGCAACUGGAAGAUGUUGGCUGGUUCUAUUGCAAAAAUUCUACUCUUCUGGACAGUAGUAAAGCAGCAAACAUUGACGUAAUACCUCAGCCUUCAAAUCUCUCAGAAAUUUUAGAGCAUACUGGAAAUAUUACAAGAGAAAGAAGCCUCAAAAACCAUGUGACAGAUGGAACUGAGGAGUGUGGAAGUUCUCAAUGUGUUUCGGUUGCAGUUGCAGGUAAAACCAUCACUAAGUUGCGGCCAGGCAUUGAACAGAAAAGGAUGCAUGCAAUCUCCGUUCCAUCAAAGCAGAAAAACAUAAGACAGAAACACCAAGAUGAAGUGCCACUUUGCAGCAUUAUCCUAGCUCCUGUGUGUUACCGACCAGCUAAAGUGUGGCAGUAUGAGCAGUUGCAACCUUGCACAACAUUUGAAAAUGCACCUCUAGACAUUAUUAUUACCUCACCUAUAUGAUUGUGCCUGUUCGGGAUUUUGAAAAUGCUCUAUUGUAUCUGUCAAACUUUUUUUUUUCCUGAAAUUGUCCAGUAAAUGCUUUAUUUAACCAGAGAAUGGAAAAAAAGUUCUAAUAAGUGCUUAACUUAUGUAUGGAAUAAAAUUAUCUAGUAAAUGUUUAUUUAUGGAAAGGAGUUGUCUAAUCUUUAACUUGCACAUGGAAGAUUUAAAAAAAAAUCUUGCAUCAAUA